Polyodon spathula (Mississippi paddlefish) is the source of this 824-nucleotide messenger RNA. RefSeq names its product gamma-aminobutyric acid receptor-associated protein. Gene Ontology annotation, biological process: autophagy of mitochondrion; autophagosome assembly; cellular response to nitrogen starvation. Lineage: Eukaryota; Metazoa; Chordata; Actinopteri; Acipenseriformes; Polyodontidae. The transcript has 4 exons. Gene Ontology annotation, cellular component: cytosol; autophagosome; autophagosome membrane. The coding region runs from base 174 to 542 and encodes 122 amino acids. The record is from RefSeq and is a predicted model, not a curated record. Gene Ontology annotation, molecular function: GABA receptor binding; ubiquitin protein ligase binding.
CGCGCAGUUACGCCAGAAACGUGACGCGCCCGGGUCUGCUGAAUACGCAUUGUGGCGCUGGGGUGUUUUCUUGUUAUUGUAUCCCUGCGUAGGAACUGGUACCAGAAACCGAGCCGAGCCCAACCGAGCCCAACCGUGCAGCACCGACACCCCCCAAAAAAACCAACCCGAGAAUGAAGUUUCAGUACAAAGAAGAGCACCCGUUUGAAAAGAGGAGGUCCGAGGGAGAGAAGAUCAGGAAGAAAUACCCGGACAGGGUGCCAGUGAUUGUUGAAAAAGCUCCCAAAGCCAGGAUAGGCGAUCUGGAUAAGAAGAAAUAUCUGGUCCCGUCUGAUCUCACAGUGGGUCAGUUCUACUUUCUGAUCCGGAAAAGGAUUCACCUCCGAGCUGAAGAUGCGCUUUUCUUCUUCGUCAACAACGUCAUUCCCCCUACCAGCGCCACCAUGGGGCUGCUUUACCAGGAACACCACGAGGAAGAUUUCUUCCUCUACAUCGCCUACAGUGAUGAGAGUGUUUACGGAGGGGGGGUGACCAAGAUGUAACAGCCUGCAGUUCUCUCUCUCUCUCUCUCCCUCCCUCCCCUCCUCUCUCUCACCAAGCAGCUGCUGAGCAGGAUCAGGGUCGUCAAAACCCACUUUAACACAACCUGCUUCGUCACGCUGGCCUGCAGCUCCAGUUUCUUCUUGUUUUUUUCGUUUAUGCUUGUUAUUAAUAAUAUGAUUCAUUUUGGGGGGGGGCAGCGUUGUCUAGUCGAGUUUUUCUUGUGAAUUGUAAGCUUCAUAGCAUGUACCUCUUACCUGACCAUCAUAAACUUUAGAAACUUC